AUGAUCCGUGUGGCGGGGGCUCGCGGCGUCCUCGCCGCCGCCUUCAGGGCCGGGACAGGGGGAUGGGGCCGCACCGGGGCGGCGACGGUCUCAACCGAGACCCCCCAGACCUCGGAGCCCCCCAGGGAGCCGCCGCUGCUGCUGGAUCCGCUGCCGUUGUCCCCCGUGCUCCGCUCCUGCCGUGUCCCCGUCCCCCCCCAGCGCCGCCCGGCCCAGGCCUGGGUGGACUCGCUGCGGGGCCACCAGCUCGAGCGCCGUGGCCUCGCUGACCUCCACCCCGGCGUCUUCGCUGUCCCCCCCAGGCUGGACAUCCUGCACACGGUGGCCACGUGGCAACGGAACUACAAGAGGAUUAGCUACGCCAAGGUGAAGACGCGAGCCGAGGUGCGCGGUGGCGGCCGCAAACCCUGGCGCCAAAAAGGCUCAGGCCGAGCCCGGCACGGCAGCAUCCGCUCUCCGCUCUGGCGCGGCGGUGGCAUCGCCCACGGCCCGCGCGGUCCCACCAGCUACUUCUACAUGUUGCCCAUGAAGGUGCGGGUGUUGGGGCUCAAGGUGGCCCUAACGGUGAAGCUGAUGCAGGAUGAUCUCCACAUCGUGGACAACCUGGACAUUCCCACCUCCGACCCCCAAUACCUGUUGGAUCUGGUGCGCUAUCGGCGCUGGGGCAGCUCCGUGCUCAUCGUGGAUGUGAAUGAGGCACCGGAAAACAUUGCAACAGCCACAGCCACCUUGAAAACCAUCAACCUCAUCCCGGCCGUUGGGCUGAAUGUGUACAGCAUGCUGAAGCAUGAGGCGCUGGUGCUGACGCUCGACGCCGUUGCCUUCCUGGAGGAGAAGCUGCUCUGGCACGACACCCGUUACUCCGCGCUCUAUCCCUUCUCCAUGCCCUACCGUGACACCCCCUGAACCCCCCCAGGGAAGGAUCUGACCCCCCCCACCCCGGAAAGGAUCCGUCUCACCACCAGGGAAGGAUCCACCACCCUUAGGCAGGAUUGGGUCUUUCUAAGCAGGAUUUGAUCCCCUCCUGGGCAGGAUUUGAUCCCCCCCUGGGCAGGAUCCGGCCUCUCCAAGCAGGUUAACCCCUCCUAGGGAAGAAUCCAACCCCCCCCACAAGGAUCUGACUCCCCUGGACUGGAUGUUUACACCCCAACCCCACCCCCGGGAAGGAUCCAGCACCCCUAGGCAGGAUUGGGCCCCCCUGGGCAGGAUUUGGACCCUCCAAGGAUUUACGCACACACACAUCCCCCCCAGGAGUAGGAUUGGGUCCCUCUGAGCAGGAUUUACCCCCCCCCCCAGAGCAGG
Cuculus canorus (common cuckoo) is the source of this 1302-nucleotide messenger RNA. It is a transcript of the gene MRPL4, whose product is annotated as mitochondrial ribosomal protein L4. The record is from RefSeq and is a predicted model, not a curated record. Gene Ontology annotation, biological process: translation. Gene Ontology annotation, molecular function: structural constituent of ribosome. Bases 1 to 906 code for a protein of 301 amino acids. The transcript is spliced from 9 exons. Gene Ontology annotation, cellular component: ribosome. Lineage: Eukaryota; Metazoa; Chordata; Aves; Cuculiformes; Cuculidae.